AUGGACCCCAUGGCUGGAGAGAAAUUAAACUAUGAUCAAGAGGAAGAAUCCCAAUACAAACAACAAGGAGGUGGUGCAAUUUCUGCACCUGCAGAGGAUGAAUUCACUGGUGAUGAUGUUGAUGAGUAUGAUGAGCUCUACGGUGAUCUUAAUAUUAAUGAGGGUUUUCUUCAACCUCAGCCUUCUGAGGUGCCUGGUCCAAAUGGGGCCGUGAAUGUGGCUCAGAAUGGUGAGAGCAGGCUCUUCGUGGGAGAGCUACACUGGUGGACUACUGAUGCCGAAAUUGAGAGUGUUUUAUCUCAAUAUGGGAGGGUCAAGGAGUUGAAGUUUUAUGAUGAGAAACAUAGUGGGAAAUCCAGAGGGUAUUGUCUGGUUGAGUUUUAUGACUCAGCUUCUGCUGCGGUUUGCAAAGAAGGAAUGGACGGUUACCAUUUUAAUGGGAGAGCUUGUACUGUGGUAUUUGCUUCUCCACAGAAUGAAAGGCAGAUGGCACAAUCUCACUCUCACUCUCAAUCUCAAUCUCAGCCGCAGGGAAGGAGGUCUCUGAAUGACAAUGCAGUCAUCAUUACCUGCGGAACACCUGAUCCUACUGGAGAUUUUGGAAGAGGUUUUGGAAGAGGUGGGUUGCCGAGAGGACGACAAGGAGGUGGACAUCGGAGAUUCGGGCCUAACUGGGGCAUAGGUGCCUCUAUGAGACCCAACAUGCCAAGUGCACGAGGCUUUGGAGCUGAUGCAAAUUCUGGAGGUUUCAUGAAUCCACAUUGUAUGAUGGGUGCUGGAUUUGAUCCAACACUGGGUCGAGGUCUUCCACGUCCGACUUUUCCGGGGAUGAUACCUCCUUUCCGGAACGUGACUGCUCUGGAAAUGUCUGGUGCAUUUCGUCCUGUGAAUCCGGCUUUCUUUGGCGGGGGAAUGGCUGCUUAUGGAAUGGGGAUGAUGGGAUUUAGAAAUGUCGGCAUGGCUGGACCUUCUUCAGGAAUGUGGAAUUACGCAAACAUGGGUGGAGGGAGAGUACUGCAACAACUCAGCGAAAGCACAAGUGAGUCGAGUUCGGGUAGUGAAGCCAACACGGGUGGAGGGAGCCCGGAACAACGCAGCCAAAGGACUAGUGAGUCGAAUGUUGAUAAUGAAGCAAACAUGGGCGGAGGGAGACCGGAGGAACAAGCUCAAAGGACAAGAGAUUCGAGUUUGGUUAGUGAAGCCAACACGGGUGGAGGGAGACUGGAGCGACGCGGCCCAAGGACAAGAGACUCGAGUUUGGAGUACAGGGAGCACCGGUACAGGGACCGCGGACAGUACAGCGAGGACAGGUACAGGGAGCGCCGCCAGUACAGGGAGGAAAGAGAUGAUUAUGACCAUCACCGGGCUUACAGGGAUGAUCAUUAUGAUCGAGGACAAACUUCUGCACGAUCUAAGGGCAAAGCGCCUGUUGUAGAGGAGGAUCACGGAUCAUCUCGUUGGAGGGAUGCUUACCAUGGCAAAAGGAGACGUUGGGACUGA
Messenger RNA from Daucus carota subsp. sativus, 1500 nucleotides. RefSeq lists its product as uncharacterized. The transcript has a single exon. The coding region runs from base 1 to 1500 and encodes 499 amino acids. Gene Ontology annotation, molecular function: mRNA binding. The record is from RefSeq and is a predicted model, not a curated record. Lineage: Eukaryota; Viridiplantae; Streptophyta; Magnoliopsida; Apiales; Apiaceae. Gene Ontology annotation, cellular component: mRNA cleavage and polyadenylation specificity factor complex. Gene Ontology annotation, biological process: mRNA alternative polyadenylation.